UUAUAAACUUAUUUUUCUUUUGAAACGGCGUCGUUGGCUCCUGAGAGUCUAGAAAAAUAUCAAGUUGCAACAAUCUCCUUUUUAUUUUUCUUCCACAAAUCACACCUCUUCGUCGCACUAUCUUAGGGUUUCGUAUUUGGCUCUUCCCGAGGAAUCGAUCUUGCGCAGUUACAGGUGCUUAAAGCAAUGGGAAAGAGGAAGUCAAGGGCGAAGCCUGCUACUACUAAGCGUAUGGACAAGCUUGACACUGUCUUUAGCUGUCCUUUCUGCAACCACGGCUCUAGUGUCGAAUGCCAAAUUAACAUGAAGGAGAUGAUUGGUAUUGCAACUUGUAGAAUCUGUGAAGAAAGCUUUAGCACCACCAUCACAGCUUUGAGUGAAGCUAUAGACAUCUAUAGCGAAUGGAUUGACGAGUGUGAGAGGGUUAACACUGUGGAAGAUGAUGUUGAGCAAGAAGAAGAAGCCGAAGAAGAAGAAGUAUAUGAAGAAGAGGAAGAGGAAGAGCAAGAUGAUGAAGAUGACCGUGUGUCUGUCAAAAGGAAGUUUAACUACCGAGAUGACUAAUCUUUAUCGAAAAACCAUGCAAGUCCUUGCCUUUGUACUCUAGUAUCUAUCUAUCUGUCUGAGGAGAUUACAAGAACAAUCUGUAUUGUUUUCUCAGUGUAUGAUAGACAGAAGACCAGUUUGUGAUCAUUACAUUUAGUAAAACACAAAACAAAAUCAAGAAGCUGAAUGAAUGCAUUCCCUUA
Brassica napus (rape) is the source of this 749-nucleotide messenger RNA. Its product is annotated as transcription elongation factor 1 homolog. The transcript has 5 exons. The record is from RefSeq and is a predicted model, not a curated record. Lineage: Eukaryota; Viridiplantae; Streptophyta; Magnoliopsida; Brassicales; Brassicaceae. Bases 187 to 564 code for a protein of 125 amino acids. Gene Ontology annotation, biological process: transcription elongation by RNA polymerase II. Gene Ontology annotation, cellular component: transcription elongation factor complex. Gene Ontology annotation, molecular function: RNA polymerase II complex binding.